AACUGGACGCAAUCCUUUCCUGGCAGCUUUUAAGGAAGGGGGCUCGGUUUGGGGUGAUAUUUUUUGGGGGGUGUGUGCACAACUUACCAUGGCCACAUCUGGGAGGAUCAGUUUUACAGUGAGGAGCAUUUUGGAUUUACCAGAGCAGGAUGCUAAUAGCAUAAAGCAAGCCUCUGACCAUCGCCACUCAGCGGAGAACUACACCGGCUCGCCGUAUCGAGGGUGGAUAGAAACAGACAGAAAUCACUAUCCCUCUUCCGACGAGAGCGGCCCGGAGAUGAGCUUGCCCGACUCCACCCAAAGGUCGCUCCCCGCCCGCGGCUCGGAGGCCGAGGAGAAGAAGAAGAAGCGGCGGGUGCUCUUCUCCAAGGCGCAGACGCUGGAGCUGGAGCGGCGGUUCCGGCAGCAGCGGUACCUCUCGGCGCCGGAGCGGGAGCAGCUGGCCCGGCUGCUCAGCCUCACCCCCACACAGGUGAAGAUCUGGUUCCAGAACCACCGCUACAAGAUGAAGCGGGCGCGAAGCGAGGGUCCCGGCAGCCCGCAGCCGCGCCCGCCCGCGCUGCUGCGCCGGGUGGUGGUGCCGGUGCUGGUGCGGGACGGGGAGCCCUGCCGCGGCUGCCCCGCCAGCCCGCCGGCCGCCCUCGCACUGCAGGGCUACCGAGCCUGCCCGCCCGCCGCCGCCCUCGGCGUCUUCCCCGCGUACCAGCACUUAGCGCACCCGGCCGUGGUCUCCUGGGGAUGGUGA
Molecule: messenger RNA, 745 nt
Organism: Camarhynchus parvulus
Lineage: Eukaryota; Metazoa; Chordata; Aves; Passeriformes; Thraupidae
Gene: NKX2-8
Product: NK2 homeobox 8
Exons: 3
Coding region: 89-745 (218 amino acids)
Biological process (GO): cell differentiation; regulation of transcription by RNA polymerase II
Cellular component (GO): nucleus
Molecular function (GO): DNA-binding transcription factor activity, RNA polymerase II-specific; RNA polymerase II cis-regulatory region sequence-specific DNA binding
Source: RefSeq, a predicted model, not a curated record